This is a messenger RNA of Mercurialis annua (annual mercury), 975 nucleotides long. Its product is annotated as peptidyl-prolyl cis-trans isomerase FKBP20-2, chloroplastic. Gene Ontology annotation, molecular function: peptidyl-prolyl cis-trans isomerase activity. The coding region runs from base 28 to 849 and encodes 273 amino acids. The transcript has 7 exons. The record is from RefSeq and is a predicted model, not a curated record. Lineage: Eukaryota; Viridiplantae; Streptophyta; Magnoliopsida; Malpighiales; Euphorbiaceae.
GUCGCUAUAUCCUGUUUUAGAGCAUGAAUGAAAUCGGGAGAAAUUGAAGAUAACAAAAAAAAAGUAGUACCGUGCGUGCUCCACAGAACAAUACUGAUGACUUUACUCUCUUCUUCUCCAUUUUGUCUUCCCAAACCAUCAAUUUCAGCUUCUCCAAAUUUAUUUUCAUCAAACAAGUUUAUAGUUCGCUGCUGUCAUAAAUUCAGUGAUGAUAGCUUGCAGAAUGGAAAUGGAAUACAUUAUGAGGAGACAGUGAGGCGUCGGGUUUUGCUUUUCUUUUCUGCUUCGUCAUUGAUUGUUUUUCCAACUUCGCCUUCUUUUGGAAAGACGAAGAGCAAAAGUCCGUAUGAUGAGAGACGAUUGUUAGAGCAGAAUAAACGCGUGCAAAGGGAGAAUAAUGCACCCGAAGAGUUUCCGAAUUUUAUUAGAGAAGGUUUUCAGGUUAACGUAGUGACGCCAGAGAAUUAUAUAAGGUGCGACUCAGGGCUUAUAUAUAGGGAUUUCGAAGUUGGUAAAGGUGAUUGCCCAAAGGCUGGUCAACAGGUGAUUUUCCACUAUGUUGGUUACAAUGAAUCAGGCCGUCGCAUUGACAGCACCUAUUUACAGGGUGCACCUGCCAAAAUCCGUAUGGGCACCAAUUCAUUGGUUCCAGGAUUUGAAGAAGGAAUUCGAGAUAUGAAACCGGGGGGCAAGAGAAGAAUAAUAAUUCCUCCAGAACUUGGACCACCGGUAGGACCUUCCACAUUUUUUAGCUCAAAGCAGUUCGAGGUGUUUGAUGUAGAACUUCUCAGCAUCCAAGAUUGCCAAAGGAGGACUAUAGCAUUUUACUCUGAUGUUGUAUGUAACUGAGUUCCAAUGGGAAAAACUGCACAUCUUGAAAACAGAGGUUUUGGUUGGAAGUUUUGAAUGGCUGAAUACUAAUGGAACACAAAUUAUUAGACCUGCUAAAUGAUGAUCUUUUGUCAUCUUUUAUAA